Molecule: messenger RNA, 1655 nt
Organism: Durio zibethinus
Lineage: Eukaryota; Viridiplantae; Streptophyta; Magnoliopsida; Malvales; Malvaceae
Product: putative ALA-interacting subunit 2
Cellular component (GO): Golgi apparatus; plasma membrane; endoplasmic reticulum
Source: RefSeq, a predicted model, not a curated record
GGUUGGCAUCUUCCCUACCCCUUCGUUUUUGAAAAUUGAAAGACAGUUAUUCUCUUUCUCUUUAUGGAUUGAAAAGAUUCCAAUUUCCUCAACCAAAGCAAACUUUCAAUUCCACUUCAAUUAACGAAUAAAAGAAAAAAAAAGGCCCUAACGGAAGUCAAUUUUCAAAUCUCUCAUCACAUUAGCUGAUCAGAGCUGCAGAGAUUGCCAAAAGUUCUCUCAAGUUGACUUUCUCGGUUAGUUGAAAGGCUAUCGAUAUUUAGUGGAGUGGUAGAACAUCACAACUGAGUUUUGGAAAUGACGGAUACAGAUAGAGUGAGACACAGAGACACGAAAACAGCUUUCUAUCUGUUUACUCAGCAAAAGCUUCCGGCUUGCAAACCCGUUUUGACUCCAGCUUGGGUUAUUACAAUAUUUUUGUUUACAGGUUUCAUUUUCAUUCCUCUUGGCCUUGUUACUCUGCGUGCUUCUCGUAGUGUCAUUGAGAUUGUGGAACGAUAUGAUACUGAAUGUGUACCUGAGCCAUUUAGAAUUGAUAAAGUUUCAUAUAUCCAGGAUGACUCAAUUCCCAAGAAUUGUUCUCUUUUCUUGAAGGUGCACAAGUACAUGAAAGCUCCAAUUUACAUUUACUAUCAACUCGAUAAUUAUUAUCAGAACCAUCGACGGUAUGUGAAAAGCAGAAGUGAUCAGCAACUCUUAAAUGGACAGAAGUAUCAAGCCACAAGUUCCUGUCAACCUGUAGAGUUCAACAAUGCUCGACCUAUUGUUCCUUGUGGAUUGAUAGCAUGGAGCUUAUUUAAUGAUACAUUUACAUUUAUUCGUGAGAGAGCAGAACUCAAGGUCAACAGGAAGAACAUUGCCUGGAAGAGUGACCGGGAUCACAAGUUUGGAAAGAAUGUAUAUCCUUCCAAUUUCCAAAAUGGAACCUUGAUCGGAGGUGGAAAGCUGAAUCCAAGAAUUCCUCUAAGCGAUCAGGAGGAUCUUAUUGUAUGGAUGCGUACAUCUGCUCUCCCUAGCUUCCGAAAAUUGUAUGGAAGAAUUGAAGAGGAUUUAGAUGCUGAUGACGUUGUCCUGGUUCAACUAAUGAACAACUACAACACUUACAGUUUUGGUGGUAAAAAGAAGCUUGUUCUUUCAACAUCAAGUUGGUUGGGAGGAAAGAAUGAUUUCUUUGGUCUCGCGUGUGUCUUUGUUGGUUCUUCUUCUCUUAUCCUCGCCAUUGUCUUCAUGCUGCUACACCUAAAAUUUCAAAGGUAAAAAUUCAAGAGGCCUUACGGGGACAAGACUUGUUUACCUUGGAACAGAAAAAGCCUUUCAGGGUGAUUCAAGGGAUGAGAUCCAUCUUACAUUUGAACUUGGAAACCAGUGAGUGAUUUCAAACCAUGAUUCAGAAAAACAGUUAGCUAUUCACUUUCUGAAAUAGUUGGGUACAAGGCAAGAGAAAAAUUUGAGUGUCUUGAGCUGGUUAUACAUGUUAAUAGAACAAAAGAAACAUGAUCAGGCCAGUACUAUAGGUGACAAAUCAAUGUAGAAUAGAUAUUACCCUUUGAAUUUCCCUAUACGUAGCAUACAAUAAUGUUAAAACACCCCUUUUCCCCGUAGGUAAGGACUGACGUUAGGCCUUCAGUGGCCCCGCAAAACACUAUUGGUUUUCA